Molecule: messenger RNA, 456 nt
Organism: Drosophila teissieri
Lineage: Eukaryota; Metazoa; Arthropoda; Insecta; Diptera; Drosophilidae
Exons: 2
Coding region: 163-312 (49 amino acids)
Source: RefSeq, a predicted model, not a curated record
AAGUUUGCAGCACUCUGGAUUUAAGUGUCAACAAAAUAACACAAAAACACUAUUUCCAUUUCUUUAUUCAAAAUUCAAACACCAAACGUGUUGUUCUGGCCAAACAUUUGUUUUAAUUUCCCGUAUUUUUCUUGCAUUUCUGACAUCUUUCGAGUGCUUAAAAUGGUUUACCUAAGUCAUCCUUGGACCCCCGCCAUAAACCCCUUCUACAUUGGCCCCUACCCGAGAUGCGCAGUUUGUCCCUGUAACUUCGACAUCUAUAAAGGAUACACCCCCGGUGGCUGGCAUAGUCGUUGCUAUAGCAGCUAUUGACGACGAGUACCUACAUAAAUGCACGAAAAUGCAAGAAAAAGCAAGAAUAAUUUCGGGAACAAAUCUGAAUAAACUUCGACACCGCACAACAAUUCACCCCUCAUACAGAUAUGUACAACAAAAAUAAAAUUGAUUCACCAUCAA